AUGCUGCGACGUGUGAAGGCGGUUGAGUGCCUUUUUGCGGUACACGUGGCCGCGUUGCGGUCGGUGUCUCGGCGAAAGCCGCCUCAUGAGACGACUGCAAAUUUACCUGGCAAUCCCACUCCUCAGAUUGAUGACGGGGGCGAAAAAGAUGGAGGCGGCAAGACAAAAGGAGGAGCUGGGACGUCACAGGAGAGCUUCGGCAGACGCCUGUUUACGUCGUGGCAGCAGGGCGUCGUUGCCAGCAUGGGCGCAGUGAUGGGGAUAGGCGCCGUUAGCUUUUUUUUCUAUGCCCCCGUGAAGGACGACACCGUGCAUCACACGGCUGUCGUGGCAUCGGAGGCACUGGGCGACGCGCGUCUGCGUGAGCAGGCCAUACAACUCUCAAAGGAGGUUGUGGAAAAUGUGUUGAAGGAUGCCAAAACCCUCGACCUUGUCGUGCGGCUCGUAGUCCAGGUGCUGCGGCAAGAUGACACCAUGAUUGCCGUCUCCUCCUUCCUACGCGCCCUCUUUGAGGACCACUACACCCAGGAGGUGACCAAAAAGUUUGUCUUGAUGACUGUCCUGGACCCGUGGAUACAGGAGCAGCUGCGUGGCAUAGCGAAGGACCUUGCAAAAGGUUUAUUGAAGGAUCCAGAGGUAAAGAAGGCACUGGUGGAAUUCCUCACCGAUUCUGCCGUCGUUUCGCUACGGGAUGAGGAACUGCGCUACGAUGCAGCACGUGCUGUGAGGUCGGUAGCGAAGCGUAUUGUUAUGCCAUGGUCCUGA
Molecule: messenger RNA, 765 nt
Organism: Trypanosoma conorhini
Lineage: Eukaryota; Euglenozoa; Kinetoplastea; Trypanosomatida; Trypanosomatidae
Exons: 1
Coding region: 1-765 (254 amino acids)
Source: RefSeq, a predicted model, not a curated record